Terrapene triunguis (Three-toed box turtle) is the source of this 695-nucleotide messenger RNA. RefSeq names its product laminin subunit beta-1-like. NCBI's taxonomy places the organism in Eukaryota, Metazoa, Chordata, Testudines, Emydidae. Bases 134 to 676 code for a protein of 180 amino acids. The record is from RefSeq and is a predicted model, not a curated record. The transcript is spliced from 5 exons.
UCUCUGUCCCCAGCCCGAACACUGGGCUCUCAGCCACGACCUGCUCGGCUGCCGCUCAUGUGACUGCGACGUGGGAGGUGCCCACAACAACCAGUGUGCCGCCGAGACGGGGCAGUGCCACUGCCGCAGCCACAUGGUGGGCCGGACGUGCAGCCAGGUGGAGCCCGGCUUCUACCUCUCCCGCCUGGACCACUGCACCUACGAGGCGGAGGAGGCCCGGCUGCGCCAGGGCGUGGUGGUGGAGCGGGCGCAGCCCACGGACCGGCCAGCCACGUGGACGGGGGCAGGGUUUGCCCACGUGCCAGAGGGCGGGGCCGUGGAGUUCCUGAUCAGCGACGUGCCCGCCUCCAUGGAGUACGACGUGGUGAUCCGCUACGAGCCCCAGCUCCCGGAGCCGUGGGAGGAGGUGAAGCUGUGGGUGCUGCGCCCCGGGCCCAUCCCCACCGGCAGCCCCUGUGGGAACACCAUCCCUGCUGACGACCGGCUGGCCACGGCGCUGCCGCCCAGGGCCAGGUACGUGCUCCUGCCCCAGCCCGUCUGCCUGGAGCGCGGCGUCAGCUACACCCUGCGCCUGGAGCUCACCCGCUACACGUCCCGCCAGGCGGUGCCCGGUGCCAGUGUCCUGCUCGACUCGGUGAGCCCGCGGAGCUGGGGGGGCCAGGCUGGGCCUGGCUGACAGGCCAGGGGGAUGGGGC